Molecule: messenger RNA, 4116 nt
Organism: Labeo rohita (rohu)
Lineage: Eukaryota; Metazoa; Chordata; Actinopteri; Cypriniformes; Cyprinidae
Gene: cacfd1
Product: calcium channel flower domain containing 1
Exons: 5
Coding region: 513-1019 (168 amino acids)
Biological process (GO): vesicle-mediated transport
Cellular component (GO): membrane
Source: RefSeq, a predicted model, not a curated record
GGCUCCACCCACAUUGCAACGCAGACAAGGGAACCUCCAAGACAAGAGGAGCAAGAGCUCCACUAAAUUAAACUGACAUUACACCGAGGAUUAUUUCACUUUGAGGACACCGAUUCAACGACACGUUUUAACUCGAGAUUUCUUCACGAACACGUUAUUCGACAGCGAUCUUGAGAGGUUUGGAUUAUAUUUUGAUGUGUUGCUGCCUUCUGCCUCUACAACACCAUAAGACGAGCGGCGUCAGAUAAAUAACGCCAAAGCAGCGUCCUUCCAGCAUCAUUUUUAACCAGGACGGUUUUAAAAUCCAUUUUGCCGUUGAUCUUUUUGGCUGCCGAUUGUUUGAUAACUUUAUUACGCAAUUUGUUUAUUUGGCUGAUAUUACAAUCAGCUAUACUUUUCCAGCCAUUGUCCUCGUCGGGGAAAAAGCGACGCCCUCAGGCCGCCGCUGGUACUGCAGGUGCCGGUGAGUUGUAAGUGAGACAUUGGGAGUCUGAAUAAUUUAAAGGUGGAAAAUGAGCUCGGAGGAGGCGGCAGCUCCAACUAAAACCGGCACGGAUGACGAUGGCAUGUCCUGGUGGUACCGCUGGAUCUGCAAACUGGCCGGUGUCUUGGGUGGCAUCUCAUGUGCAACAAUGGGCGUUUGGAACUGCGUGACUGUAAAUCCGUUAAACAUCGCGGCUGGAGUUUGGAUGGUGUUGACGGCGUUUGUGUUGUUCCUGUGUGAGGUGCCGUUCUGCUGUCAGUUCGUGGAGUUUGCAAAUGCUAUUGCGGCACGUGCAGAUCGUCUGAAGCCCUGGCAGAAAGCCCUGUUUUACUGCGGCAUGGCGCUGUUUCCCAUCUUUCUUAGCUUUUCCAUCACAACUCUGUUUGGUAAUGCCAUCGCGUUUGCUACAGGAGUGCUGUACGGACUCGCAUCCCUUGGAAAGAAAGGUGACGCGGUGAGCUACGCCCGAUUGCAGCACCAAAAACAGGGCGACGAAGAGAAACUGGCAGGAACGACAGACGACUCAGUGCCGUGAACCUCCACUCUUCACCUCCUCUACCUCCGUCGCGUCCUUUCCCUCUCUUUUUCCCUUCACGUAACUACAUGCAUUACCCGACUGAGUGUCUCACAGUUCGUUGGGAUGUAUUUAAGCUAACCUUUGACCUCUGACAGCGUGAGUCAGUCAGCGCAAAUCAGUUCUCUAGUUUCCUUACGUAGGAUUUAUUUAAUAAAAUGACUUUUGAGUAAUUUUUUUUGUUUGUUAAAUUGCGCUCUCAUGCACAGUAUUUAUAUUACGUUAUAAAAACCAACAUAGUUUAGUUUGUUAAACCAAAGCUGGAGUGCAAAUGAAUGCAUUAACUUCAGUGACCGUCUCUGUCUCUCGUAUCAAACCACCUCAACACCAGCGCAGGGAAUUGGAACUUUUGGCCAUUGGGAUUUUCUCCCAGAAUUCUUUCUUCUGAACAUUUAAGUAAAUCCUUUAAAAGAACAAACUAAUUUGUAUUUUAAUGUGUAGGCAUGGUAAAAAUGCAUUUUGGUGAUUGCAGGGCCUCUGCAGGGAUUAAAACAAAGUGUGUUUGUGCGUUUUGUGUGCCUCUGCUAACUGGCCUUUACCCAGAAUCCUUUGCUGCAGCAUGUUUGGUGUUCGUAAGAAUCGGUGGAAUGUAAUUUUGCUAUGCGCUGCUCUUAAAUCUAGCUGUCACUUUCUUUAUUUGAUAUUUGGAGUGUCUGAGAGUCUGAUCUGCGCUUGUUUUAUAGACAUUAAUCAGGUUAGAUGCCAUACUGAAUUUAACUCACAACUUUCAAAGUGUUUUACAUAUUACAUAUGCCGCUACCCUGAUUAAGGUCUAUUGAAAACCUUGUGUGAGUGUUUUUUUUGAAUGAUGAGGUGCAUUUCAAGCAGUUUACCUUCCGUCUUCAGGAACUUGCGUUUCUGUCUUUCGUCUCGAGCCGUGCGUCUCUUGCUGCAUUGAAGAAGGGCUUCUUUUCUGGAAUAAGAAACAACUGGGUUUGUUGAUGCUGUGAUGACGUGUUGUUUGCUUGUUUCUGCAUCUGUCUGAGCCAGUUUCAACACUGACCGCUGGUGUGAAAGCCAAUGAUACAAACUACAAGAGAACUAUAGUUUGGAGGUCAGAGUUCAUGUUCUUACUGUAGUGUUCACACUGUUACUGCCUUUUGUGUUUAAAGGGUGAAUUUCAUGAAAUUGGUCGAGGACGUCUAGAUUGUAUUUUACCUACAGAUCUCUUUCUUUUUUUCCAAUGUUUUUUUUUUAUUUUAUUUUAUAACAAUUAAACACAUUUAUUUAAAUUAAAAUACGACCAUUGUACUACAGGAAUAUACUUUGAGAAUUGAAAUAAAUCUCAAAGUAACAUGGUUGGAAUGUUUUUUGGGUUGGAAUGUUGGAAUUAUUUGCUACGUUACAAAUUAUUUGCUACAAUGUUACAUUGCAGAAAUGAAAAAAAAAUUCCUUUGGUUUUAGGGUGAAAUGUAUGGAAGCCUGUCACAAUUCUGAGUUUAUAUCUUACAAUGCAGACUUUUUGCAGGUUUAUUUCAGAAUUGUGGGAAAAAAUGAGGAAAAAGGUCACAAUUAUGAGAUAUUAACUGGCAAGUCAGUUGUGAGAUUAAAAAGUUACAAUUGCAUUUUAUGUUUUAUUCUUUUAUGUUUAAUCUCACAAUUUUGUGUCUUUUCUCAGAAAACUCUAUCUCAAAUUCUGAGAAAAAAAUAAUUGCAAGAAAUAUUUCAUUCUUAGAAUUUUAAAAAAGUCUGAAUUGUGAGAUAAAAAGUCGCAAUUACCGUUUGUUUUAUUCUGUAGUAAAAAAAGAAACAAUUGUGAGAUGUAAACAUUUGAUGAACAAUUUUGUGAAGAAAAAAGUCAGAAUUCUGAUUUUAUGUCUUGCAAUUUUGCUUUUUUUUUCUCAGAAUUGCAAGUUUAUAUUUCAAAUUCUGAGGAAAAAAUAAUUGCAGGAAAUAUUUUCUCAGAAUUCAAAAAUUCUGUAGUGAAAAAAGAAAACUGUGAGAUGGAAACUUGAAAUUUUGCUAAGUAAAAAGUCAGAAUUCUGAGUUUAUAUCUAUAAUUUUGCAUUUUUCUUUCAGAAUUGCAGGUUUAUAUCACAGAUUCUGAGAAAAAAAUAAUUACAAGAGUUUUUAUUCUCAGAAUUCAAAAAAGUCUGAAUUGUGAGAUAAAAAGUUGCAAUUACUGUUUGUUUUAUUCUGUAGUGAAAAAAAGAAACAAUUCAGAGAUGUAAACUUGCAAUUUUGCAAAGAAGAGUCAGAAUUCUGAGUUAAUAUCCCGCAAUUUUGAGUCUUUUUCUCAGAAUUGCAAGUUUACGUCUCAAAUUCUAAGAAAUAAAUUAUUGAAAGAAAUGUUUUAUUCUCAGAAUUCAAAUAAAAACUAGAUUGUGAGAUAAAUAAAAAUAAAAAAUGCUUUUUUCUGUAGUGUAAAAAGAAACAUUUGUGACAUGUAAACUUGCAAUUUUGCAAAGAAAAAAAGUCAGAAUUCGGAGUUUAUGUCUUGCAAUUUUGAGAAAAAAAUAACUGCAAGCAAUAUGUAAUUCUUAGAAUUUCAAAAAAGUUUUGUAACAUAAAAAGUCAUAAUUAUUAUUUUUUUAAUGGCCAAAUCAGGCUUCCAUACAAAAAUGUGAUCUGGGCAUGUUUGUGAGAUUCAUCCUUUUAGAUGCUCACAUGCUUUCAUGAAACUUUUCACAAAUGUUUUGCAUGAAUGUUCAGCAGGUAAAAUGAUUUCCACUAACACAUCUGUGGCUUGUAAUCUAGUUCAAUCUCCACCAGCACACAAACCAGCUCUAAUCUCAUGUACACCUAGACUUCUUGUAGAAUUAACUAUUAUUUAUCACUAACUCUAACUCAUUCUCCUGAAUGUGAAAACAUAACGAAACACUUCUCUAUCUGACAAACACACUACUGACGGAAAGAAGGGAAGAGAUUUUGAAACACCAAAAUUAUCCGGCACAACCUAAACUUGAAUUUGUCAUUAGCUGUUCAGCAGUGAUUUUGUCCCUCUGUGUAUUUGUGCUGGAUCAAUGACAUGUAACUGAUUGACUUUGCAAUGAUGUGUAAAAAAAAAAGGUCUUUUUUCCGGUUAUCCCAUGAGCUAAAUAAAGACUUUUGUCUCUGA